This is a messenger RNA of Toxotes jaculatrix (banded archerfish), 1571 nucleotides long. RefSeq names its product mitochondrial ribosomal protein S9 (gene mrps9). Gene Ontology annotation, molecular function: structural constituent of ribosome; RNA binding. Gene Ontology annotation, cellular component: ribosome; mitochondrial small ribosomal subunit. Gene Ontology annotation, biological process: translation. The record is from RefSeq and is a predicted model, not a curated record. Lineage: Eukaryota; Metazoa; Chordata; Actinopteri; Toxotidae. Bases 28 to 1185 code for a protein of 385 amino acids. The transcript is spliced from 11 exons.
CCGCCGACGUCAGAGCUGUCAGCCAAGAUGGCGGUGUCCUGUUUACGAACCGUGGGCACAUUUCUGGGAAAAUGUGGGAAUUGUAGCUCCAGUAUGAACACGCUCACAUCGCAGCUGAGCCGGCAGGUCCUGAGCAGGCAGAUAUGUGUGAGCUCUGCCCUCCACAGAAAGAACCCGGCGAGUACAGGACCGCAGAAGCUCACGGCGGAGUUUAUUGAGAAGCAGGUGGAGGAGUUCAACAUCGGGAAACGGCACCUGGCCAACAUGAUGGGAGAAGACCCGGAGAACUUCACCCAGGAGGACAUAGAUAGGAGCAUCGCCUACCUCUUCCCCUCCGCCCUGUUUGAGAAGAAAGCCAGGCCCCUCAUGAAGCAUCCAGAUGAAAUAUUUCCUAAGCAGAAAGCUGUCCAGUGGGGAGCAGACGGACGGCCUUUCCAUUUCCUUUUUUACACCGGCAAACAGUCCUACUACUCCCUGAUGCAUGAACUGUACAACAAAAUCCUGAAAUUAGAGAAGUACCAAGAUCGUCUGAAAGCCAAAGGACUCUUCUCCCAGGAUGUCAAACACAUCUCUCUAGACUCGAGCAGGUGGCUCACAAAGGAGGAAGUGGAGGAUUCGCUGGUGGAGACCAUCUCGACUCAAGAUUACGAUCGUUUCAUCCAGCUGAUGGAGCGUCUGCUGUCCAUGCCCUACUGCGCGUCUGAGGAGGAGUUUGUCCUGCGUUACCGCCGGAAACUGGAGGCUCAGUCCAAGAAGCAUUCGGUGCCGCCGUUGGACAGGGACGAGAGAGGCGUGGCCUUCAGCACCUCAGACGGCUGCAGGAAGUCGUCAAACUCGUCUGUGGUUCUUCGAGACUGCGGCUCCGGACGCAUCACCAUCAACGGCCGAGACUACCUCCACUACUUCCCUGUAUUACAGGACAGAGAGCAGCUGAUGUUCCCGCUUCAGUUCAUGGGCAUGCUGGGACGCUUCGACCUGGAGUGCACCGUGAGCGGCGGCGGCAGGUCCAGCCAAGCGGGGGCGCUGCGACUCGCCAUCUCCCGUGCUCUGCUCGGCUUCCUGUCAGAGGGAGACAUGGAGACCAUGAGACAAGCUGGCCUGCUGACCCCUGACCCCAGAGUGAGGGAGAGGAAGAAGCCAGGACAGGAGGGGGCGCGAAAGAAAUUCACCUGGAAGAAACGCUGAGGGGGCGAGGAGGAGGAGGAGGAUCCUCCCUGAACUCAGAUAUGAAACAUUCACACUGACAUCUGUAAUUAAUGUGGCCCAGUAUGAACAGAUCCCAUGUGAGUGGUUUCCUCGUUAUUUUAUCUAAGCUCUCGAAACAACAACGAGCCGAAUAAUGUCUUCAUUCACUGUCCCACGGCCGCCAUGUUUUCAGGAUGCCACCCAGACUCCUCAACAAGCUGCAGUAUGCUUCCUCAGCCACCAGAUGGAAGUGUGUGUCAAGGAAUAAAUGAAAAAGUGAAAGCAUAAAAUUAUUAGGAAAAACACUAUAUAUAUAUACACACAUAUAUAUAGAGUUCUGUGUGAACAUCUUUGUUUUUCAUUGUUGAUUGGAAAUUAAAAAAAAC